Paracoccidioides brasiliensis Pb18 is the source of this 420-nucleotide messenger RNA. RefSeq lists its product as uncharacterized. Bases 1 to 420 code for a protein of 139 amino acids. The record is from RefSeq and is a predicted model, not a curated record. The transcript has a single exon.
AUGGAGAAGUAUAUUAAAAAAAGUAGCAAAUACCUCAGGGCGGGAAUUCUCCCAAACAAAGCAACGAAAGUGAAGAAGGACAGCGCAAGCACUGCGAGCCCUAAAUUGCGGAAGGCUCCCAUGGUUUGUGUCCCAACUCCUCAGGGGCAAGCAACAUCGAGAGGAGUUAACGAAAAUCAAACGGCGGCCAGCAACAGCAAUUCAUUCCAGAUAACUACUGCAACGGUUGGGGUCUGGGCCUUCAAAGGCCCAUUUGGAGGCCUGAUUAAACCGUUGUCUGGACCCGAAAACAGACAGAUGCAAUCAAUGAAUGAAUGGGCAAUCGAUCCAUGGGGCAGUCUGGCUGAUUAUGGGCUUGAGUUCCCAAGCGGCGAUGGAUUCUUGGCUCGGAGUAACUUUCCAUGUUUGGACCGGAUCUGA